Mirounga angustirostris (Northern elephant seal) is the source of this 598-nucleotide messenger RNA. RefSeq names its product PIGB opposite strand 1 (gene PIGBOS1). The coding region runs from base 304 to 468 and encodes 54 amino acids. NCBI's taxonomy places the organism in Eukaryota, Metazoa, Chordata, Mammalia, Carnivora, Phocidae. The record is from RefSeq and is a predicted model, not a curated record. The transcript is spliced from 3 exons.
GUGAGGUUGCUGUCUCCCUUUGGCUUCGUGGUCUCCGCGCCCUGUUUUCUCUUCCGGAGAUGCUGGAAGGAGCCGGAGCUCCCCUAGGCUAGGGCAGCCGAGAGGCGGGGUCAGCGACGCGAAGCGACAGCCGAACGGUCGGAGGUGUUUAAGUGAUUGGAUGGGCAAUCACUUUCAACUUUUUGGGGGAGCUGUUUCUUUCAGUGAUUAGUUUUAUGAUGAUCUGAAGAUAUUUCCUGGAUGUGGACUGUAAUUUUUCAAAACCACGGUGUGGCAAAAGCACUGUAUAGCAUUUGUUGAAAAAUGUUUGGGAGAUUGACUCUUCCACAACUGCUUUUUGCUAGCAUCCUCGGAAUUGCUGGAGGGAUGUAUAUUUAUCAACCAGUAUUUGAACAGUACUACCGAGAUCAGAUGGAAUUAAAAGAAAAGUUGAAAUUGGCACAAGAAUCAGAAGAGAAGAAAAGUUAAUACUACAUGGAGUUGAAAUGUAAUUGUUUAAAGUUCUAUUGAAAUUAUACAUUGACUAUAAAUAAUCUAGUAAAAACUUCUCAAGUAUAUUUUAAACACAAAUAAAUCAUAGGUAAUGAUUUUAAAACAA